UACCAAAUAACCUUAGAGUCAUGAAGAUCGUGUUGCUCUGUAUUAUCCUAAAUGUCUAUAUGGGAGAAUCGGUUGAUAUACUGUUUGAGAAAAAGAAAUUUGUGAGGGAACAGAAAUGUAUAUUCUUGGUGGAUCCAGGGCCAUGUCAUGCCCAAUUACAAGUCUAUGGAUUUGAUCCGUUUUCGAAUCUCUGCACUUUAUUCAUGUAUGGAGGCUGUGGAGGAAAUCCGAAUCGCUUCUCGGAUUACGCUCAAUGUGCAAACGAUUGUAUCGUUAAGCCGAAGGAAGACAAACCGAAUGACUACGAGGAGGAAACAGAACACGAGUACGGAGGAGAAGAAGAAGACUACAAUCAAGAGGAAGGCGAGCAAGAAGAAAGUGAAGAAAAGGAAACAGAACCCGACUAUAAAGAAGAAAGUGAGGAGAAAACAGAACUGGAAGUGGAUAAAGAGGCAAGUGCAGAGCAGGAAUAUGAAGAAACAGAAAACAACUCUGAAGAAACUGAAGGCGAAGAAGAGAAAGAGACAAAUGUAGAGGAAGAAAUUGAAGAAGAAGAAAACCACUCUGAAGAGAACGGUAAAGAAGAAACUCAAGAGGAAGUUGAUGAAAAGAAUAGUGAAGAGAAAGAAAGUAAAGAAGAAGAAAACAACUCUAAAGAGGGCAGUAAAAAAGAAUCUGAAGAAAAGACGAGUGGUGAAAAAGAGAGUAAAGAAAAAGAUUCUUCAAACGAAGGUGAAGAAUCAAGUGAAGAUGAAGAGAAUACAGAAGAUAAUGAGAUACCAGAAUAUCCAGAAUAUGAGGAAAAUAACGUGGAUGAUAUAGCGAGAACAAUUAAAAUAAGAAACGUUGCAGAAUACAUAAAGGAGAGAGGAAACGCUCUAAAGAAUACGAUACUUAAAAUAAUAAAAAAGGAAAUUGAUAAUGUAAAAAUAUAAACUGAUUUGAUAUAGAGGAAAAAACGAAGAAAAAAAUGAGAAACAAUUAACAGACUAGAUUAAUAGAUAAUAUAGAACAACAAAAACUGGAAAUAUUUAAGGUUUGAAAAAUAUAAAAAAAUAAACG
Molecule: messenger RNA, 1062 nt
Organism: Drosophila innubila
Lineage: Eukaryota; Metazoa; Arthropoda; Insecta; Diptera; Drosophilidae
Product: cilia- and flagella-associated protein 251-like
Exons: 2
Coding region: 21-935 (304 amino acids)
Molecular function (GO): serine-type endopeptidase inhibitor activity
Source: RefSeq, a predicted model, not a curated record